Messenger RNA from Homalodisca vitripennis (glassy-winged sharpshooter), 1474 nucleotides. RefSeq lists its product as uncharacterized. The record is from RefSeq and is a predicted model, not a curated record. The coding region runs from base 68 to 373 and encodes 101 amino acids. The transcript has 3 exons. Lineage: Eukaryota; Metazoa; Arthropoda; Insecta; Hemiptera; Cicadellidae.
GUAGACUUCAAGAUCCAAGGAUCAGUCAAAGAACAAGUAUAACUUGGAUAAACUACUGAACAAAGGCAUGAGUAAAAAGAGACGGAUUCCCACCAGCGUGGACAGGAAAGGAGAAGAGAUGCCCCGGAUUGAGGAGGGUGAUAAGAUGGGAAGUCUGCGGCUACCUCAAGAUUAUCAGUUCCAGGCCGACGAAUGUUGCUGUCAGCGACCAAAGCGAACAGUCUGGUGUCGCAUGUGUGGCUUCCGAGUCUACGGCAACAUCAAGCGAAUCUGCCCUAUACAUCCGCUGAAUAUAUUCCUGUAUGAAUUGGAAGUUUGUGGCAAUGUCAAAUGCAAGGCACCAAAUACUCUUAUUGAAAUAGAUUUGCUUUAAUUGUGUUUUACUGCUUUUUACUUACUGUUAAUAUUGUUAGUCUCAUUAAGAGGGAUAGUAAGUACAAGUGUUUCAUUAUUUUCAUUGUUUAAUGGGUACAAAGUCAUCCCACUACGUUUUUCAAGUUCCUUACUUUUAUUAUUUUAAGUUAAAUUGUGUAUUUUUUUAAAUUCAUUCCUUGUUUUCUAUGCUUACUUAAUAAACAUUUGUGUACAUAGUUAUGUUUUGUAUAGUAAAUUUGUCAUUUAAUGAAUUAGACAGAUUUCCUAAAUAUUAUUUAGUUCUGAGGUUGAACAUUAUUUCUAUUGUAUCUGUAAAGUUAUAUGUAUAAAGUAAUAACCCAGUUAAUGUAGUCUUCAGUGACACAAAACUUACUACUUAAGGAAUAUUUAUAUGUAAGAGUAUAUACAGGGUGUGUAAAAUGUCUGAAAACACUUUAAUAUUGUUUAAAUCAUAGCAAAAUCUAUAAACUUUGCACAAUGUAUAUAGAUAACACCGAGUUUAUAGAUAAGCCGCCAAUAACAAUCACUCGCUUGCAUUGGGGAGUGUCAUGGUAAUCAUUAAUGCAUACUUAUGUCAAUAUGUCAUUUUAGGUUUUUAUUAUUAGAAUAUAAUGUUUUAAAACCACAUUUCAUAAGCUUUAACAUAAUAGUUCAUAAGAAAAUAGUUAUUUUGUAUAGGAUAAACGUUUUAGGAGUCACUCAGUUAAAAAUUACUUUGAACAAGAUUGUUAAGUUUUCAAUUUCUAUUUCGAUUAGUAAAAAGAAUAAUGGGUAUUUCCCAAUUUAGAGGAUUGGCUACAGACAGUUUACACAUCCUUUAUACAUUUAUAUAUAAUCAGUAAAAAUGCUGUAAUGUGCAAUAUGAAUGGUCACAGCACUUAUUUACAAGUGCCUUUAGGAAUAGUCUGUUUAAAGUGCCUUUAUGAAAUGUGGUACUAACUGUACAUAAUACACAUUCAAUAGUGAGUUAUUAAUUAAUAUUGUUAUAGUAAGUUAAAGAUUAACAGUGAAUAUGCUCAUUACUUAAGGGUGUGAUAUCAAGAAUGUUGUGAUAUUUGAGCUGUGAUCACUUUAGGUAAAUAUAAACUUUUGUUUUGUU